This is a messenger RNA of Osmerus eperlanus (European smelt), 3296 nucleotides long. It is a transcript of the gene cert1a, whose product is annotated as ceramide transporter 1a. The transcript has 18 exons. Gene Ontology annotation, biological process: ER to Golgi ceramide transport. The coding region runs from base 40 to 1911 and encodes 623 amino acids. Gene Ontology annotation, molecular function: lipid binding. The record is from RefSeq and is a predicted model, not a curated record. Lineage: Eukaryota; Metazoa; Chordata; Actinopteri; Osmeriformes; Osmeridae.
GAUUUUUUUUAUUAUAAAUUAUUGGUAAUCGCUAGCAAAAUGUCGGAGAAGAGUUCGAACUCCUCAGGGUCCGACGAGGAUGUGGAUCCGGAAUCUGGACAGCCUGUUAUUGAGCUCGGUGGUGUCCUAAGCAAGUGGACCAACUACAUUCAUGGAUGGCAGGACCGGUGGGUGGUAUUGAAGAACAACACCUUGAGUUACUAUAAAUCUGAGGACGAGAGAGAAUAUGGCUGUCGAGGUGCCCUGUGCCUGAGCAAGGCUAUGAUUUCACCCCACGAGUUUGAUGAGUGUCGCUUCGACAUCAGCGUCAACGACAGCGUGUGGUACCUGAGAGCAGAGGACCCCGCCCACCGGGACCAGUGGAUCGACUCCAUCGAGCUGCACAAGGCUGAGUCUGGGUAUGGUUCUGAGACCAGUCUAAGACGUCAUGGCUCCAUGCAGUCUCUCACCUCGGCGGCCAGUGGCUUCUCUGCCACCUCCACCUCCUCCUUCAAGAAGGGCCACAGUCUGAAGGAGAAGCUGGCAGAGAUGGAGACGUUCCGGGACAUUCUGUGCCGACAGGUGGACACGCUGCAGAAGUACUUUGACUCCUGCGCUGACGGAGUCUCCAAGGACGAGUUCCAGAGAGACCGAGUGGUGGAGGAGGACGAGGACGACUUCCCCUCGACCACGCGCCCCAACGGCGACUGUCCCCAUAACAACAACGGCAGCAAAGAGAAACUCUUCCCCCCCGCCAGCCCUAAAGGGAUCAACGGUAUAGACUUUAAGGGUGAGGCCAUUACCUUUAAGGCCACCACCGCUGGGAUCCUGUCCACGCUGUCACACUGCAUCGAGCUGAUGAUGAAACGAGAGGACAGCUGGCAGAAAAGAAUAGACAAGGAGCUGGAGAAAAGGAGGAGGGUGGAGGACGCUUACAAGAACGCCCUGAGCGACCUGAAGAUCAAGUCCCACUACGGAGGACCCGACUACGAGGAGGGUCCCAACAGCCUGAUCAACGAGGACGAGUUCUUUGACGCCGUGGAAGCCGCCCUGGACAGACAGGACAAGAUAGAGGAAGAGUCGGAGAAGGUCCGGUUACCUCGUCUGACCCCGGCGCCACCAGUAGACGCGUACUCCGCCAUCGCUAAUCACAGAUUCUCCACCGGGCCCCAUAGCCGUUGUUCCUCCCUGUCCUCCGUCGAGCUAGUCAGUGCUUCAGACGAUGUUCACAGAUUCAGCACGCAGGUGGAGGAGAUGGUGCAGAACCACAUGACCUACUCCCUGCAGGACAUGGGCGGAGAUGCCAACUGGCAGCUGGUGGUGGAGGAGGGAGAGAUGAAGGUGUACAGGAGGGAGGUGGAGGAGAACGGGAUCGUCCUGGAUCCUCUCAAGGCCACCCACGCCGUCAAGGGCGUGACGGGCCAUGAGGUGUGCCACUACUUCUGGGACACGGCCGUGCGCAACGACUGGGAGACGACCAUUGAGAACUUCAACGUGGUGGAGACGCUGUCGGACAACGCCGUGAUCGUCUACCAGACGCACAAGAGAGUAUGGCCCGCCUCCCAGAGAGAUGUCCUCUACCUAUCAGCUAUGAGGAAGAUCCUGGCGACCAAUGAGAACGACCCUGACACGUGGCUAGUCUGCAACUUCUCUGUUGAUCACGACAACGCCCCCCCCACCAACCGGUGUGUCCGUGCCAAAAUCAACGUGGCCAUGAUCUGCCAGACCCUCGUUAGCCCACCAGAGGGCGACAAACAGAUCAGCCGAGACAACGUCCUGUGUAAGAUCACCUACGUAGCCAACGUUAACCCAGGAGGGUGGGCCCCAGCGUCCGUCCUGCGGGCGGUGGCCAAGAGGGAGUACCCCAAGUUCCUGAAGCGCUUCACCUCCUAUGUCCAGGAGAAGACCGCUGGCAAGCCCAUCCUCUUCUAAAUCAGCAUGGGUAUUGGGAGGAUUAUUCUGGGGAGACUACAUUUCCCAUCAACCAUUCAACCGUUGAUGUAGAAUGUCUUCUCGAACUGCAUUUCCCAUAGUUCCACCGUCCAGAAUGUUCUGGAUGUCCAAAUCGUAUAGAUAAAGACUGGUCCAAGGCUUUAAUACAUCUGUAGUUGCCGUCCCAGCCAUAGCGAUAGACAAACGUCAUCAGCUGGUUAUUAAUAUGUAUUUGUAUGUAAAUUCAAGAAUUUCUAUAGCAAAUUUUGAAUCGAUGGAAACCAAUGUUUUGCUUUUUUUGUAAAUUGUUUUGUAUAUUUCUUAUAAUUACAUUGAUCGUGACUUGUUUCGUUUUCCGUUUUUUUGUUUUGUUGGUUUCGCUUGCUUUUGAAUCACUGAUAUCACAGCUUCUCGUCACACUGCUAAUCUUUGCCCACCUAAAGCGAGCGAGCGUGACGAGUUACUUUGUCCUUGCCUUCCUCUACCUCUCUGAUGAACGCCCAGGUGCCAGUGUGAUGGAGAGGGGCAGACCCAAGUGUUCUGCGCCUAGUUCCUUUGCCUGAAGCCUAUAUUUCUACAUCAGUGUAACCGCUGUAAAGGAGCACUUGCAAUGUGAUGUGUUGUACAGAUUAAGGAGUUUACCCGUGUAAAUGGACUGUUAAGGGCUUGAAACCUACAAAACAACAAGGCCUAGGUAAAUGUAAUGGACAUUUAGUACUUGUUGCAUCUAUUUUCCUAGUAUACUAGUGUACAUGACAGCAGUGAGAGUUAAUGGCUGCAUCAUACAGUUUAUCAGACGUCAGUGGUUGUAAACACUAGGAUAUGAGUGCUGGUGGCUGCUAUCAAUAUUUCCUUGUCCCUUUCUGUACCUUCCGUUCUUAAACAACAGUCCAGGUGACAAUGAUCUCCAGCCUGCGGUACCAACCACAGUUUAAAAAAUAUGGCGUGAAUCUGUUUUCAUUCACUGACUAGGAGUGUUUUGGGAUGUUGGGGGAGGGCGUCACUGAAAUGUAUUUCUUGUCCAUCUUCAACCAGAUGACAUUUCACAUGCCGACACACCCAGUUUGUAAACCCCUCCCCUUGUUCAAUCUUCCCAGCUGAUGCCUUGACAGCGGGACAGGGAGCAUCUCUCCGCCAUGGCCUGUCCGCCACACGUGCAUUUACAGACAAGACGCUGUCAGUGGUGUGGGUGUCAGCAUUUCACAUGAUUUCUUACCUCAACAACAAAAAUGUUUAGCGACAAUAUUUCCAUUGCGUUUUCGUUUCGACGAGACGACAUGCUUUGUACAUUUCUAAGCUGUUCAUCUGAAGUGUCAUCGUUUGCACUAAUUGUAACGCAAUUGGACAAUGUUCUGUAAAUAAAAUUGUUACACUACAUAAAUGGA